AUGCCCAAACGUCUGAAAAAGCACAAGGAUAUUGAGAAUGCGGAAGCCCAGAUCAAUCAAGCAGAAGACCAAAAAGACGGCACGAACAUCGCUAGACCGCCGCCUUCCAGCCAGCCAGCAAUCCAACUACUUCAGUCAAUCGAAACCUUCCAGUCGAAAGACCUGUGGCAAGCUGCGUAUGACCAGCUCGAUGAGAAGCAGCAGCAGAUUUUGUUACGCACACAAAGCUCUCCCGAAUCAAAGGAUAAGAAAGCUGGCUCGAGAGAGCUGAUCGACGAGAUCAUCCACGUGACAGAAUUGCAAUACGAGGCAUAUCAGCAGAAGUCAGAUAAUACACUCCGGAAAACUUCGCGGAAGAUCAUCGAUGCGUUACUUUCCUAUAAGGACAUCAUUAGUACAGUUGCUGGACUUGAUCCCACACAACAUGCAGCCAGUGCUUGGGCGGUCGUCUCGCUUGGUUUGAAAAUUCCCCAAAACCACCAUGAUGCACGAAAUGCAUUGUUUGAAUCAUCGGAGUACCUGGCCGAUGUUAUUACACAAUGCGCCUUUAUUGAACAGAGAUUCAAGCUUGACAGCGAUUCAGAUAUUCGAGGCCAUGUGGAAACUGCAAUAAUCAAACUCUAUAAGGCUAUUCUGAUCUAUUCAGGACAGAUUCGGAAUUCCCAAGAGCAUGGCGUCGGAAGAAACCUCUCGGACUGUUUCACUGCCAUUACUGGGCACCCACUUACGGAGCUCAAGACCUUAGUCGAAAAAGAAAGAGACAAUUUGCGCCGGUGGACCGAGCUUGGUGGAUACUUGCGCCAUGAAAAGGAAGCAGAAUAUAUUCUUCUCAAAAUCGAGGAGCUUAGUGAAUCCCUGAAGCUUCUUUUGGAACAGUCUAGCCUUAUGCAUCUACAUGUUGUGGAGGGGGCAUUAUAUGACUCUCAUGUUCAUGAACAUGAGGAUUUUUGCCUUCCAGGGACCAGAACCGAGCUUCUUACCCGUAUUACGGAUUGGGUGAAGUCCGAUGAUAAAUUCGUUUUUUGGUUGAAUGGGAUGGCGGGAACGGGGAAGUCUACCAUUGCACGCACAGUUGCACAAGGGUUCAAAGAACAAGGACUGCUUGGUGCCAGCUUCUUUUUCAAGCGGGGCGAAGCCGAGCGUGGUACUGUAUCAUACUUGAUAACCAGUAUCGUGGGACAGCUGGUAACUAGACACAGGCAACUGGUGCCUGAAGUCUUGAGUGCCAUCAAGACUGAUCCGCGGAUUACAUCGAAGUUUCUGAGAGAUCAAUUUCACCAGCUUCUCUAUCAGCCUCUUCUGAAGCUGCAACCGGACCAAUCAACCACGAUUGUGGUCGUUAUUGACGCCUUGGAUGAAUGUGAUGGGGAUGAUAAUAUAAAACUCGUACUUCAUCUCUUGUUCAGAUUACAAGAAAUUCAGUCUGUGCGCUUGCGAGUAGUCUUGACAAGCAGACCUGAACUUCCGAUCCGUCUGGGUUUCAUGAAGGAAGACAACUAUCAGGACCUAGUUCUCCAUGAACUUCCUGCUCCAGUAAUCGAACACGAUAUUCGCGUGUUUCUAGAAUACAAGCUUUCAGCAAUACAACGCGAACACUCACUUCCCUCUGACUGGCCUGGGAAUAAAAGACUUGAGCAACUGGUGCAGAUGGCUCUACCUUUGUUCAUCUUUGCAGCCACCCUUUGCCGCUUUGUUGGGGAUGAAGAUUGGUUUCCGGAAGAGCGUCUUACGGCCGUUCUUCAAGAUGAAGCAACAAAAUCGACAUCAGAUAUGGAUCGGACAUAUCUACCAGUACUGCGCCAACUCCUUAUCGCGAAAAAUAAGAAGGAUUUUGAGCGACUCUUACAAGAGUUUCAGGAUGUUAUCGGCGUGAUUGUUCUUUUGGCCGUCCCUCUCUCAGUUGUCACUCUUGCGCAAUUCACUGGGAUGCCCGAGAAUAAAAUUGUCAAUCGAUUAAAGAGAUUUCACUCUGUUCUAAGUGUCCCAGCGGAUCUCGAAGCACCGCAUUACACUGUCUACGCGUCAUGGAAACUCGGCUCAGGCACAAUAUCUGUGACCUAG
This is a messenger RNA of Penicillium antarcticum, 2061 nucleotides long. RefSeq names its product ATP-binding protein. The transcript is spliced from 4 exons. Lineage: Eukaryota; Fungi; Ascomycota; Eurotiomycetes; Eurotiales; Aspergillaceae. The record is from RefSeq and is a predicted model, not a curated record. The coding region runs from base 1 to 2061 and encodes 686 amino acids.